Copidosoma floridanum is the source of this 2028-nucleotide messenger RNA. Its product is annotated as ATP-binding cassette sub-family G member 5. Gene Ontology annotation, cellular component: ATP-binding cassette (ABC) transporter complex; plasma membrane. Gene Ontology annotation, biological process: transmembrane transport. The record is from RefSeq and is a predicted model, not a curated record. Gene Ontology annotation, molecular function: ATP hydrolysis activity; ATP binding; ABC-type transporter activity. NCBI's taxonomy places the organism in Eukaryota, Metazoa, Arthropoda, Insecta, Hymenoptera, Encyrtidae.
UGCGAGGGUCUCAUCAGGCGGGAGCGUCGACGCGCCGCGGCAGCGGCCGCCAGAGCCGCGGCUACCCUCAUAAUGGCCCCGAUGGCCGAAAACGUCCUCGACGUAGCUGCCGUGUACCACUCGACCACCGUACCCGCGGCCGAUGGCACAACCUACAGCUGCAUCGCCGCAAGGUCCGAGCCCACGUCCGUACUCCGGGACGUCUCGGCCCGGGUCUUUGGGGGCGAGGUGCUCGCCGUCCUCGGCUCCAAGGGCUCCGGCAAACGAGCCCUCCUCGACGUCAUUGCCGGUCGAACAGCUCGGGGCGAGACUCGGGGUCGCAUCACCCUCAACGGGAGCCUGAUGACGCCCGAGUUGUUCCGGCGGCAUGGUGCUUACGUCUCGCACCGCUGCUACCUCCUGCCGAGUCUCACGGUCCGUCAGACCUUGACCUACGCCACGUGGCUGUGCAACCACGACGGGGGUGGGAGUCGCGAGUCCAGGGUGCGCCAGACCCUGGCUGAUCUGGCGCUCUCGCAGCUGGCCAACAGGCCGGUCUCCGAGCUCACCAAGCCCGAGUACCGUAGGCUCAUGCUCGGCGUGCAGUUUGCCAAGGACCCGCUCAUCCUGCUCCUCGACGAGCCCACCUGGGACACCGACCCCCUCAACACCUACCUCAUCGUGUCGAUGCUCUGGUCGUACGCCACCAGACGAGGCUCGAUCGUAGUGCUGACGAUGGAAACGCCGCGCUCCGACGUGCUGCCCUUCGUAGCGCGCGUCACUCUGCUCUGCCUCGGGGCGGUCGUCUACUCCGGCCCGACUCGCAGUAUGCUCGACUACUUCACCUACGUGGGCUUUCCUUGUCCCGAGCUCGAGAACCCGCUCAUGUACUACCUGUGCCUGUCGACGGUGGACCGUAGAUCGCGAGAUCGGUUUUUGGAGUCGAAUCAGCAGAUAUCCGUGCUGGUGGACAAGUUCAAGGCCGAGGGUGGGGUAUUCUUGAAGGAGGCGCCCGCCUCUACCCUAGCCGGCAGUCACCUGAAGGAGUCCCAGCUCCAGACGCCAACGUCCUCUCUCAGUCCCACGCCCAUCGGCAUGACCCACAAGUCGUUGCAAAACCGCGGCAUCAGGCCCGGCUGCUUCUCGACCUUCACGGCGCUCUACCUGAGAAGCCUCGCCGCAACCUUCGCCUGCAACAAGUCGGGCGCCGUUCACUUUGGCACCAGGUUGUUUUUCUUGCCAUUCGUCCUCGCCCUCGUGAGCGUUUUCUACUCCCACUCGAAAGCCCAGCAGUCGAUGGUCUUCUUGCAGACGUCCGGCCUCGUGUUCAACGUCCUGACCUUGUUCUACGUAGCCGGGAUCUCAGUGACUGCUCUCCUGUUUCCAGGGUUUCGGGCGCGCUACUACCAGGAGAAGCGCGAGGGCCUGUACGGCGGUACGAUGUUCAUCGUGACUUAUGGGCUGCUGAGUUUGCCGCUCAGUUUCCUCUCGACCCUCAUGGGCAUGGCCAUACUGUAUCCAGUUCUCGAGAUGGGUCUGGACUCCUGGUUCAAGGCGUGCUUGGUGCUCUGGGCCUCGUUUGUCGUCAGUGAACAGCUCACCAUUGCCGCCCUCAUGCUCGUCAGGCGGCCCAUGAACGCGGCCAUCACCCUCGUCUACCUCACUCUCGCCACCCUUGCCGUUGCCUCGGGAAGCUUGCGCAGCUUGCGAAGCCUGCCCGACUUGCUCGGUUCCCUUUCCACGGCUUUGCCUGGGAGAUACGCGUCCCUGGCUCUCAACCAGUUGGCCUUGGAGGUGGACGCUUUUAAGAAUCUCAACUACAACGACAGCGUCACCUGUCCCGGGAGCCAGGAGCUGUGCAGGUACAAGGACGGCUACGCUUAUCUCAGAGAAAGAUUCACCAAGGAGACCGAGAACACGUUGCAGGUUCUCAACGUCGAGCUUAAUCUACUGAUCUCGCUCGCCUUCUCGGUGGGCCUCGUCAUUUUCAACAGCGUGCUCUACUUUCUGCCACUACCAGCUACCGUCAAGGCCAAAUUUCGAGAGUAA